Pseudophryne corroboree (corroboree frog) is the source of this 634-nucleotide messenger RNA. It is a transcript of the gene ASDURF, whose product is annotated as ASNSD1 upstream open reading frame. Bases 338 to 616 code for a protein of 92 amino acids. The record is from RefSeq and is a predicted model, not a curated record. NCBI's taxonomy places the organism in Eukaryota, Metazoa, Chordata, Amphibia, Anura, Myobatrachidae. The transcript is spliced from 6 exons.
AACGAGGGCAGUGUAGCUCAUAAAAUGUAGGAGUGUCGGAACCAUUUUCAGCGUAUGUCAUAGCCAUUGCAAAUUCGUAACCAGCUGAAGAUACCGGGGUCUAAGGGUAGCGUCUGCAUACACAGACCCGACUCACUGCUGGCACGCAGGUGUUUCCUGUCCUGUGGAACGCAGGCCGGCUGGUCUCCAUGGACACGCAGGUCACGCCUCCAGGAUGUGUGUCACAUCACUCUGGUCACAUGGGUGCUAUCUUCCUGGUGUGUGUGGGACUCUGCGUGCUGUCGGGAUCUACUUAAAGUGACAGGAUUGGCUGCUGCGUUUCCUAUAUGCUGUGAUCAUGUCAGGAUCUAUCACCGGAGGUACAGAGGACUGCAGCAGCUGGACAGACAGACAGAGAGAAGAGUUUUCUGCUCAGUAUAGAGAACAGACAGUACUACUUGACGAACUAUCCAACUUAAAGAACGAUCGGAGGGUAUAUAAACAACAGCGGAACAGCAACAUUUACUUCCUCGCAGACAAAUCUAAAACCCUCAGUGAAUGCAAAAAAACAUUGGAUGACAUGAAACCUACUUAUCGGACUUUCGAGAACACUGAAAAAACUGAAGUUGAGAAUUAAGUCGUCUUGUGGAUGUGA